GUUGGGAAAAGGAGAGGGCGGCUCUUGCCCGGAGAGUGAGGAGGAGAGCUCGGCACCCUGGGCUGGAACUUUAGCACCCUCUUCCGCAGGAGUUUAAAGGCGAGGAUCGCCGUACCCCGAGCGGGCCGUCUGGAGAGCCGGGCGGGCGCAGGAGCGGACGAGAAGCCAGCAACUUUCUCUGACGAGGAUUCUGUGGAGCUCUUCAUAAAGAAAUAACAGCGGGGAGAAAACCCCGGGAAGCCGGGAAGCGUUUCCAGCUCUCGGGACGCUGGUGAGCGGCUCCGGGCCGCCGCCGGUCCCUGCGAGGAGCCCGUCCUGCCGAGCAGAUGUUUGGGACUGGAGCAGCGCGGGGGUUAUUUGCCUUGGACUGAAGGCGAUCCCAGCCUCGGCGGAUUAAGCUCUUUGUGUGCACGCGAGUGUGCCUUGAUGGAAGCUGCUCCCGCAAAACCCGCUGCGGGGAGCAUCCCCUAGGUCAGGGAGCCCUUCUGGAGGAGGGGGAGAGGGGGAAACCUCCUGUUUUCGUGGCUCUGGGACGAUGCUGGGGCAGUAACUCCCUCGGCAGGCAGCACGGUGCUUCGGGAUGGCCGUCUAUGCCCUCACGGGUUUCUCGCUCGUCAGCCUGCUCAGCUUUGGCUAUUUAUCUUGGGACUGGAUGAAGCCCAGUUUGGUGGCCGAUGUGGCCACAGACCCCAUGGAGAAACCACUGCCUCCCACCUUCACCAGGCCACCCCACAUCAUCUUCAUUCUGACCGAUGACCAGGGCUACCACGACAUCGGCUAUCACGGCUCGGAUAUCCAGACACCGACGCUGGACAGGCUGGCAGCGGAGGGUGUGAAGCUGGAGAACUACUACAUCCAGCCCAUCUGCACCCCGUCCCGGAGCCAGCUGAUAACUGGCAGGUACCAGAUCCACACAGGACUGCAGCACUCCAUCAUCCGCCCUCGGCAGCCCAACUGCCUGCCCCUCGACCAGGUCACCCUGCCACAGAAGCUGCAGGAAGCCGGCUACUCCACACACAUGGUGGGCAAGUGGCACCUUGGCUUCUACAAGAAGGAGUGCCUGCCCACUCGCCGGGGCUUCAACACCUUCCUGGGCUCUCUGACAGGCAACGUGGAUUACUACACCUACGACAACUGCGACGGGCCGGGCGUCUGCGGCUACGACCUGCACGAAGGGGAGGACGUGGCUUGGGACCAGAGUGGGAAGUAUUCCACCUUCCUCUAUGCCCAGCGUGUCAGCAAGAUCCUGGCAUCCCACAGCCCCAAGGAGCCCAUCUUCAUCUACGUGGCCUUCCAGGCGGUGCACACGCCCCUGCAGUCCCCCAAGGAGUACAUCUACCGCUACCGCUCCAUGGGCAACGUCGCCCGCCGCAAGUACGCGGCCAUGGUGACCUGCAUGGACGAGGCGGUGAAAAACAUCACCUGGGCCCUCAAGAAGUAUGGUUAUUAUGACAACAGUGUGAUCGUGUUCUCCACAGACAACGGUGGGCAGACCUUCUCCGGGGGAAGUAACUGGCCACUACGGGGUCGCAAAGGGACCUACUGGGAAGGGGGAGUUCGCGGCAUUGGUUUUGUCCACAGUCCCUUGAUCAAGCACAAGCGUCGGACAAGCUGGGCACUGGUUCAUAUUACAGACUGGUACCCGACUCUGGUCAGCCUGGCCAGGGGCAACCUGAGCAAUGUCCAAGGCUUGGAUGGCUAUGAUGUUUGGCCUGCUAUCAGUGAGGGCAAGGAGUCUCCACGCACCGAAAUCCUGCACAACAUCGACCCCUUGUACAACCAUGCCAAGUACGGCUCCUUGGAGGACGGCUUCGGCAUCUGGAACACAGCUGUGCAAGCUUCCAUCCGGGUGGGGGAGUGGAAGCUCCUCACUGGUGACCCAGGGUACAGCGACUGGAUACCCCCACAGACCCUGACCAACUUCCCUGGGAGCUGGUGGAACCUGGAGCGUCUCACCGAUGGCCUGAGGAAGUCUGUGUGGCUCUUCAACAUCACCGCUGACCCCUACGAGCGCUACGACCUCUCAGAUCAGCGCCCGGACGUGGUCAGGACCCUCCUGAUGAGGUUGGUGCACUACAACCGGACGGCCAUCCCGGUGCGGUACCCUGCGGAGAACCCCCGGGCUCACCCAGACUUCAACGGCGGUGCCUGGGGACCUUGGGCCAGUGAGGAUGAUGGGGAGGAGUGGGAAGGCGGCCGGGAACCCCUGAAGAGCAGGAACAAGAAGAAGAAGAAGUGCAAGAUCUGCAAGCUGCGCUCCUUCUUCCGCAAGCUGAACACCAGGCUCAUGUCCAACCGCAUCUGACAGGACACUCCCCCAGCAUCCACCCGUCCUGGCCAGGGUGGAGCUCUAGACUGCAGUGCCAUGGGGUGGGAGCCAGGGAGAAGGAGGGGAAGGGAGGUGGCCAGUGCUCUCUUGCUCUCCCUUGCUCCAGGGUUCACUCCAAAACACUCCUCCCUGGCUGGAGUGGUGGCCACAGGGAGUUGCUCCCAGUGGAUGAGGAAGGGCAAUGUGGUCUCUGCUGCAGUGCUUGGUGGUGGUGAAUGGCAGUGCUGAGCUGGGCUGGCCCUGCACAGCUGCUUCCAAAGAGAGAGACCUUUUCCUCAAGGAUUUUGCAACCAAUCAUAAGCUUUAAGUGUUGGCCAUCACAAGGGCAGGAGGAAGCUUGGGGGGCUCUGCCUUCAUGUUAAUCCUCACCAUUUCCCUCUAUUUACUCUUGGCUCUCAGCCAGCUGCCAAGCAGCUGCAACCUUUGUUCUUCCUUUGGGAACUCGAGAGUCUCCCCUUGAGGGGUGGAUUCCUGACCAUGGAUGUCAGACCUGAGAUCAACAUGGCUGGACUAAGUCAUGCUGCUACAAUGACCUCAUGUGGGGCUAUGGCUUCCUCUCUCCACUGGUUUGGGGGGCCGGGAACAGCCCUGAUGAGGAUCUGUGGCCCAUGGAGGCAUGGUUGGAUGUUCUCAGAGGACAGGUGCCUCUCCUUGACCCCACAUUUGGGAGGCAGGUUUUCCCCCAGGUUCUGGUGGUGGACUCCACAUGGGUCAGCCACCCAGCAGAGACUUUCACCCAAAAUUUGUCUGGCCAGCCCCCUCAUGUUCAAGCCUCUAGGCACCCCCGUUCCUCCCUACGAAUCCUACACAUCCAACCAGCCAACCACCCCUGUCUGCCCCAUCCCAGUGCUGGAGCUGUCCCUGUCCCCACAUCCCAUUGCUGAACCUGGGGCAGAGGGAAGAUCUCAAGAAGGUCUCUGCAGAAGCUGAUCUGCUGUUUUGUAGCUGCGGGACUUUGAAGCCGCGGUGGAGAACGGGGAUGAUGGGGACGUCUCCCGCCUGCCAGCACCGCGCCGCAUCCGCAGAUGGGCACUGCUCUUCCAGCAGCGCACGCGUGGGGAGGAAACCACCUCCCCAUCAUCCGCUGCUGUGGGGAGCCAGCCCAUCCGAUCGCCAGGGGCCAGGGAAGCCAGCAAAGCUCUGGGCCCCCGCGCCUUCGGCGGGGUGCGAGCGCGCAUACGUGCGCUCGCAGGAGAGCUGGCAAGGAUGAAAGGGGGUAAAUAGCUUUAAAAUCGUUUUGGAUGCACGGUGCAUUUCCAUUUACACAAUGUGUUUUACAUUUCUCCCCACAGGUUUCUCUUGGUGCAGCGUGUGUAGGCGAAGGCCCUGCUGUGAAUUUUGAAAAUAGUUAUUUUUGUCUCUGGAAAAUGAGGCCCGUUAGGACUUGUCAGCUCUUGGAUGAGCAGUGUGGGCUUUCUUUUUUUUUUUUUUUUUUUCUUUUCCCCCCCUCUCUUUCUCCCUUGCAAAAUAACAUUCAUUUAAAAUCUGUCAUUGAAAGAUGUGACAAUUGGCAGCGCGCACACUGAAUACCUUUCAGUGCGCUUUCAAGCCCUGUGUGUGAGAGAGGGAUGAGGAUGGGAAGAAAAUGCAAUGACAUGUUUGUAUUUUUUUUUUUUUCUUACUCUUAGCUGGAUUAUUUGGGGGUAUUGGGAUUUUCUAUAGAAACAAAGGAAAAAAACCCAGCUGACAGCUAGGCAGAAGAGAGGAGGCCUCUUCUUGUAGAGCUGGGAAGGAGUUUGAAAAGCUGGAGUGUGGCGGUGUGUGCGCCAGUCCCCGCUGCUCCGCGCACGCCCAUCACCGUGCCAUCCCACCCCGCUGGCUCCCUGCAUCCCUGCAGCCACAUCCCAAGGACAGGUUUUGGAGGGGACUCAGCUCAUCCAUCAGCCCCAUCUCCAUCCCUGCUUCCAUAGCAUGCUACUCCAAGAGAGCUGGUCCCCAUGGCAGCACCUGGGCGCAGGUGAACCCCAAGAGGAUCCUCCACAUCCUCAAACUACCUCAAAUCAGCCAGCCUGGUCCCUGGGGAUGUGCACCACCAGCAGUGCUGUGGCACCCGCUGCCAUUUGGCAAAGCCAACCAGUUGCUGAAAAUAAAGCAACACUUUGCUGAAGAAGAGGAGGCUGCUGCAGGCAGAGCCAAAGCCAGGGGAGAGCAGGGGGUGAUGCUGCAGGGGCUGGGGAAUAAAUACUGGCUAAGAGAGAAUUGGUGCUGAAGGGAAUGGGAGAGCAGGGCUGGACAUGGGGUGAUGACAAGGCUCGGGAAAUGGCUUUCAUUUCCAUAUUUAUAUAAAUGGAUCCAAGUUUAGCCCUUCUUUUAUUUUUUUUUUCCUUCAAAAAUGGAAAUUUCCAUGAAAACAUGCUCGAUUUUUCUUCCUUCUCUUUUACUAACAUCCCCAUGAAAAUGUUCGCCUGGUCUCACUUCCUCUUUCCAGGUUUGGAUCUGCUGGGCUGAUGCUGGGUUUGCAGUCAGCCUGGCCACAGUGGUGGAUCUGCUGUCAUCUGUAUUUUAAUUAAAAAGAGUUGGAUUUUGAAUCUUUGCAAGAAUAAACAACUGAA
This is a messenger RNA of Parus major (Great Tit), 4881 nucleotides long. It is a transcript of the gene ARSI, whose product is annotated as arylsulfatase family member I. The coding region runs from base 581 to 2305 and encodes 574 amino acids. The transcript has 2 exons. NCBI's taxonomy places the organism in Eukaryota, Metazoa, Chordata, Aves, Passeriformes, Paridae. The record is from RefSeq and is a predicted model, not a curated record.